This is a messenger RNA of Chinchilla lanigera (long-tailed chinchilla), 1852 nucleotides long. RefSeq names its product cytidine monophosphate N-acetylneuraminic acid synthetase (gene Cmas). The transcript has 8 exons. Gene Ontology annotation, molecular function: N-acylneuraminate cytidylyltransferase activity. NCBI's taxonomy places the organism in Eukaryota, Metazoa, Chordata, Mammalia, Rodentia, Chinchillidae. The record is from RefSeq and is a predicted model, not a curated record. Bases 136 to 1440 code for a protein of 434 amino acids.
CCCCGCGAGGGGUGGGGCAGCGGGAGGAGCAGCCGCCGCGGGAGCGGUCUGGCGGAGAGCGGGAGGCGCCGGGCUGAGUUGGCGGGGGACUAGCUCCCGGAUGUGGAGAAGCUGGGGAGAAGGCGUGGGAGGAAGAUGGACUCGGUGGAGAAGGGGGCCGCCACCUCCGUCUCCAACCCGCGGGGGCGGCCGUCCCGAGGUCGGCCGCCGAAGCUGCAGCGCAACUCCCGCGGCGGCCAGGGCCGAGGCGUGGAGAAGCCCCCGCACCUGGCGGCCCUGAUCCUGGCCCGGGGCGGCAGCAAAGGCAUCCCCCUGAAGAACAUUAAGCACCUGGCGGGGGUCCCGCUCAUUGGCUGGGUCCUGCGGGCGGCCCUGGACUCGGGGGUCUUCCAGAGUGUGUGGGUUUCAACAGACCAUGAUGAAAUUGAGAAUGUGGCCAAACAGUUUGGUGCACAAGUUCAUCGAAGAAGUUCUGAAACUUCAAAAGACAGCUCUACCUCACUAGACGCCAUCAUAGAAUUUCUUAGUUAUCACAAUGAGGUUGACAUUGUAGGAAAUAUUCAAGCCACUUCUCCAUGUUUACAUCCUACUGACCUUCAGAAAGUUGCAGAAAUGAUUCGAGAAGAAGGAUAUGAUUCUGUUUUCUCUGUCGUGAGACGCCAUCAGUUUCGAUGGAGUGAAAUUCAGAAGGGAGUGAAUGAAGUGACUGAACCUCUGAAUCUGAAUCCGGCUAAACGACCUCGUCGACAAGACUGGGAUGGAGAAUUAUAUGAAAAUGGCUCAUUUUAUUUUGCUAAAAGACAUUUGAUAGAGAUGGGUUACUUACAGGGUGGAAAAAUGGCGUACUACGAAAUGCGAGCUGAGCACAGUGUGGAUAUAGAUGUGGACAUUGAUUGGCCUAUUGCGGAGCAAAGAGUGUUAAGAUUUGGCUAUUUUGGCAAAGAGAAGCUUAAGGAGAUAAAACUUUUGGUUUGCAAUAUUGAUGGAUGUCUCACCAAUGGCCACAUUUAUGUGUCAGGAGACCAAAAAGAAAUAAUAUCUUAUGAUGUAAAAGAUGCUAUUGGGAUAAGUUUAUUAAAGAAAAGUGGUAUUGAGGUGAGGCUCAUUUCUGAAAGGGCCUGCUCCAAGCAGACGCUCUCCUCCUUAAAGCUGGAUUGCAAAAUGGAAGUCGGCGUAUCAGACAAGCUUGCUGUUGUAGAUGAGUGGAGAAAAGAAAUGGGCCUGUGCUGGAAAGAAGUAGCAUAUCUAGGAAACGAGGUGUCUGACGAAGAAUGUCUGAAGAGAGCGGGCCUAAGUGGCGUCCCUGCUGACGCCUGCUCUGCGGCCCAGAAGGCGGUGGGAUAUAUUUGCAAGUGCAGUGGUGGCCGUGGCGCCAUCCGAGAGUUUGCAGAGCACAUUUUCCUUCUAAUGGAAAAGGUUAAUAAUUCAUGCCAAAAAUAGAAAAAUAAGUGUAAUGUUGGGAAAGAGAGAACACAGCCUUCUUGAGGCACUUUGCUUUUAUUUUUGACCUAAGUACAGUUCCAUGGUGUAAUGUUGCAGAAGGUGUGAUUUGAUUGGUGAUAUAUCUUAGUAUCUUUUAAAAGCAAAAUCUUCUCAAAUUAUCAUUCCAGAACCUAUGAAGUAAUUGUCUGUACUUUUCUCUUUCAGCCAGAUGAUUAUUUAGAGACUGAUCAUAGUAUUUCUUAGAUUUUUAGUAAAUACAAGACAUCAUCAGAAUUGACUUUGUAUUGUACCUUGUAAAACUGUGUAUUUGUGUGCUUUCAAUUAUGCUGGGGUUUUAUUUAUUUGGAGACAGUGUGUCUGUAACACAAGCACUACUGUUCAUUAAUAAAAUUACAUUUCAUAAACUUGA